Molecule: messenger RNA, 1845 nt
Organism: Alternaria alternata
Lineage: Eukaryota; Fungi; Ascomycota; Dothideomycetes; Pleosporales; Pleosporaceae
Product: choline dehydrogenase-like protein
Exons: 2
Coding region: 1-1845 (614 amino acids)
Biological process (GO): secondary metabolite biosynthetic process
Molecular function (GO): flavin adenine dinucleotide binding; oxidoreductase activity, acting on CH-OH group of donors
Source: RefSeq, a predicted model, not a curated record
AUGCCUGCAUUUUCCCGUUUAGCCGUUGCUGUUCAGCUUCUUGCUGUAAUUGUAGCACCUGUUCUUGGUGCUGCCGCCAAGCCCCAGUAUGACUACGUUAUUGUAGGAGGAGGUGUUACUGGUUUGAUUGUAGCCAACCGUAUCACCGAGGACAAGAGCAAGACUGUUCUUGUUGUCGAAGCUGGUGACAAUGUCGACACCGACAACACCAAGAUCCCCUACAAGGCCAACGACUUGACCUCGGCUGCCGGUCUGAUCUGGGAGAACAUCAACUCGCUCCCUGAGCCAGGUCUUGGUAACACUUCCUAUGCGGUUAUCGUUGCCAAGGUCCUUGGUGGUGGAUCGGUCAUCAACGGCAUGGUCUACGACCGUGGCUCUGCUGCCGACUACGAUGCCUGGGAGGCUCUUGGCAACAAGGGAUGGGGAUGGAAGGGAAUGGAGGAGGCCUUUAUCAAGGGCACCACUUUCCAGCCUCCCACUCCCGAUGUUGUCAAGGACUUCAACAUCACUUGGGACGAGUCAACCUACGGUAACGGACCGUUGAAGGUCUCCAUCACCUCCAACCAGUACGAGGAUAUCAAGGACUACUGGGCGGCAUGGAAGGCUUCCGGUGUCUACAUCCCCGAGGAUGGAAACGCCGGUGAGGCCUACGGUCCUUCCUGGUACGCCAACACCAUGGACGCUACCACUGGACGUCGUGCGCACGCUCGUUACGCGUACUAUGACCCCAUCCAGACUCGUGCCAACCUCCACAUCCUUACCGGUACCACUGCCGACAAGAUCAUCUUUGACAGCAAGAAGAAGACCAUGGCGACUGGUAUCGAGGUGACCGACAAGACUGGCAAGAAGGCCACCUUCUACGCCAAGAAGGAAGUUGUUUUGGCUGCCGGUGCUAUCCAGACUCCUAAGCUCCUCCAGCUCAGUGGUAUUGGUCCCAAGUCCGUCUUGAAGGCUGCCGGUAUCCCGGUCAAGGUUGAGCUCGACGCAGUAGGCUCCAACUUCCAGGACCACCCCUACGCCACCGUCGUCUUCAACACGACUUCCAACUACUUCCCCAACCAGAACUCGCUCAUGACCAACGCCACCUUCAACGCCUCUGCGUGGGAGCAGUACGUCGAGCACAAGACUGGUCCUUACACCUACGCCCGUGGUAACGCCCUGGCUUUCAUCUCCCUGCCCGACAUGACCAACGACACCGACAGCCUCAUCAGCCGUCUGAGCAGCCAAAAAGCCACCGACUACCUCCCCAGCAUCUACAAGUCCAACAAGAAGCUUGCUAGCGGAUUCGCCAAGCAGCGCGCUGUCAUCGCCGACAUCUUCUCCCGCAGAGAUGCCGCCGUCGCCGAGUUCCCUGUCCCUGCCGAUGGCAGCUACGGCCUCGUCGGAGUUGAGAAGCCGCUGUCCCGCGGUACUGUCUACAUUGACGCCAAGAACCCCAACGGUCCUCCCAACGUCAUCUACAACGCUUUCGUCAACCCCAUUGACCGUAUGAUCAUGGCGGUUGGUCUGCGAUUCUUCCGUACCGUGUGGGCCCGCCCUGAGCUCGCCAGCAAGAAGAUCUCCGAGACUGUCCCUGGUGCUCAGCACACUUCAGACGAGGAUAUUUACAACACCCUGCUUGCGCAAUCUAUGUUGAGCCCUACUCUUGCUCACCCGUCUGGCUCCUGCCCCAUGAUGCCUGAGAGGGACGGUGGCUGUGUCAGCGACAAGUUGAUGGUCUACGGUACUCAGCAUCUUUCUGUUAUUGAUGCCUCUAUCAUUCCCAUCAUUCCCUCUUGCCAUCUCCAGGCUACCAUGUACGGUAUUGGUGAGAAGGCUGCUGAGAUCAUCAAGGCCAGGUCGUAG